This is a messenger RNA of Asparagus officinalis (garden asparagus), 4366 nucleotides long. RefSeq names its product ABC transporter B family member 2-like. NCBI's taxonomy places the organism in Eukaryota, Viridiplantae, Streptophyta, Magnoliopsida, Asparagales, Asparagaceae. Bases 217 to 3795 code for a protein of 1192 amino acids. Gene Ontology annotation, cellular component: membrane. Gene Ontology annotation, molecular function: ATP binding; ABC-type transporter activity; ATP hydrolysis activity. The transcript is spliced from 18 exons. Gene Ontology annotation, biological process: transmembrane transport. The record is from RefSeq and is a predicted model, not a curated record.
CGACACCGUACCCUACGGGUUCUCGCCGCCGUCAUCAAACCAUCGAGGUGAAUUCAAGAAGAUGGACUACGUACAGAAACAAAAUGAUCCCCAGCUUCAAAGUUUUGCGCCAAAUGAAGAAGCUGGCGAUCAACAAUACACAUUUGAGAGGAAAAAGCUUACAGGAUUUCCUUCUUCAGGCUCUUCUCCUUUGCAGAGACAUGGGAUUACAUCCUCAUGGUCUUGGGAUCAAUCGGUGCAUGUGUGCAUGGAACCUCACUGCCGGUGUUCUUCAUCUUCUUCGGGAAACUUAUAAAUGAAUUCGCCAUUGCUUAUCUCUCUCCUGCUACAGUUACGCAUAGAGUUGGCAAGUUUGCACUAUACUUUGUUUACUUGGGAGUUGUUACACUGUUUUCAUCAUGGUCAGAGGUUGCUUGCUGGAUGCAUACUGGUGAGAGGCAAUCCAGAAAGUUACGACUAGCAUAUCUACAAUCUGUGCUGGAUCAAGAUAUAGGAGUAUUUGAUUCUAAAAUAUUGACAGGGGAAUUGACCACUGCCAUUAAUGGUGAUAUAUUUUUGAUACAGGAUGCAAUUUCAGAAAAGAUUGGAAACUUCAUGCAUUAUAUGAGCCGUUUUAUUGUAGGUUUUGCAAUUGGGUUCAGUUGCAUAUGGCAAAUUACUGUUGUGACUCUUUCUGUAGUUCCCUUGAUUGCCAUUACUGGAGGCAUAUAUGCAUAUAUAGCAUCUGGGUUUGUGGCUGAAGUGGGAAAAUCCUAUGCAAAGGCUGGGGAAAUUGCCAAGGAGGUGAUUGGAAAUGUUCGGACGGUACAGGCAUUUGUCGGAGAAGAAAAGGCCGUGAAAUCAUAUGGCAUAGCUCUUUUAAAAUCUUAUGAAUAUGGAAAGAAGGGCGGUUUAGUUAAAGGUCUUGGGCUUGGAUCCAUGUAUUGUGUUCUUUUUUCCUCCUGGGUAUUGCUUGUUUGGUUCACUAGUAUCAUUGUACACAAGAAAAUAGCAAAUGGGGCAGAAUCAUUCACCACCAUGCUCAAUGUUGUUACGGCUGGCAUGUCACUAGGACAAGCCGCACCAAAUAUUUCAACGUUUAUCCGGGCAAGGACCGUUGCAUUUCCCAUCUUUCAGAUGAUUGAGAGGAGCACCAUUAAGAAGGCAUGUGCAGAAACUGGGAAGGCGCUACCUUGUGUGAAAGGGCAUAUUCAGUUCUGCAAUGUACACUUUAGUUAUCCAACACGCCCUGAAGUCCUUAUUCUUAAAGGGCUAAAUUUGGAUGUACCAUCAGGAAAGGUUGUAGCACUUGUUGGAAAAAGUGGUUCGGGUAAGAGCACGGUGAUCUCACUCAUGGAACGGUUCUAUCAGCCACAUUUUGGAGUUAUAUUGUUGGAUGGGCAUGACAUCAAUAGCCUUGAUCUCAAAUGGCUAAGAGUGCAAAUCGGGCUAGUCAGUCAAGAACCAACCCUUUUUGCAGCAAGCAUUCUAGAGAAUAUCCUUUAUGGAAAACUUGAUGCUACUCGGGAAGAGAUAGAUAAUGCUACUAAACUAUCAGCCUCCAUCUCAUUCAUCGAAAAUCUUCCUAAUGGUUACGACACACAGGUUGGUGAGCAUGGAAUCCAACUAUCAGGAGGGCAGAAGCAACGUAUUGCAAUUUCAAGAGCAAUUCUGAAGAACCCUGCAAUACUUCUCCUUGAUGAGGCCACAAGUGCGCUUGAUCUUGAAUCGGAAAAGAGCAUUCAAGAGGCGCUUGAUAAAACUAUGGUUGGCCGGACGACAUUGGUGGUGGCGCACAGGCUAUCAACAGUUAGAAAUGCAGACACUAUUGCUGUUGUCCAUGAUGGGAAGAUAUUGGAGUAUGGGACGCAUGAGCAACUUAUACAUGAUCCUAGUAGUGCUUAUGCUUUGCUUGUUCGGCAGCAAGAGGCUUUUGUGCUUCAGCAACCAGUGAGCAAUCCAACAGUUGAACCUAUAGAAGAUCUUACUAGACUGACAAGCUUUGGAUCCAGCUUCUGCUCUGAUAAAGAUCCUAUUUGCCAUUAUGCUUCAGAAGCAAAUGAGAUUGCAAAACCAUUACCUGUAUCUUUGAGCAGAUUAUACUCUAUGGUUGGUCCGGAUUGGGUUACAAUGGUGUUUGGCACUAUUAGUGCCUUUGUAGCUGGUGCCCAAACACCAUUAUUUGCUCUUGGAGUAGCACAAGCUCUUGUCUCCUACUAUAUGGAGUGGGAGAGCACCUUGAGAGAAGUAAAGAAGAUAACUAUACUUUUCAGUUCUGCUGCUAUUCUCACUUUGAUCUUUCAUACCAUACAACACCUCAACUUUAGUAUCAUAGGCGAAAGGCUCACACUUCGGGUUAGAGAAAUUAUGUUUAGAGCAAUUCUGCGUAACGAGAUAGGAUGGUUUGAUGGUCCAAGCAAUACCAGCUCAGCUCUGUUAUCCCGUUUGGAAACUGAUGCCACUCUACUGCGUACGGUUGUCGUUGAUCGUAUCUCAAUCCUUUUGCAGAACAGUGGGAUAAUUGUUUCAUCAUUCAUAAUCUCAUUCAUCUUGAAUUGGAGGAUAACUCUUGUUAUCUUGGCUACAUAUCCCUUGAUUAUCAGUGGGAACAUCAGUGAGCAAAUGUUCAUGAGAGGGUUUGGAGGUAAUUUGAGCAAGGCCUACUUAAGAGCUAAUACAUUUGUUAUUGAGGCCGUUAGCAACAUCAGAACAGUUGCUGCUUUUUGCUCAGAAGAUAAAGUUGUCAGACUCUACGUCAGGGAGCUUGAGGCACCAUCUAGAAGCUCUUUUCUGCGUGGACAUAUCAUGGGCAUCUUUUGUGGCAUCUCCCAGUUCUGCCUCUACUCCUCUUAUGGCCUUGCCUUGUGGUACGGAUCAAUAUUAAUGCGCGAAGGGCUUGUGAGCUUUGAAUCCAUCAUCAAAUCCUUUAUGGUCAUGAUAGUGACAGCAUUUUCAGUUGGGGAUGCCCUUGCGCUGGCUCCUGACAUCAUGAAGGGGAGCCAGAUGGCCGCAUCUGUGUUUGAGGUGAUAGAUAGGAAAACCGAGAUGGCAUGUAACAUUGGAGAGGAUGUGGGAACCGUUAGAGGAAAAAUUGAGUUAAGAGGAGUUACAUUUUGUUAUCCCUCAAGGCCUGAUACCGCGGUCUUUAAUAAUUUUGAUUUAAGGGUAGACCCUGGAAUGAGCUUGGCAGUGGUCGGAACAAGUGGAUCGGGCAAGAGCUCAGUGCUUGCUCUUAUACUAAGGUUCUAUGAUCCUAGCUCUGGGGAGGUGUUGAUUGAUGGCAAAGAUAUCAAGGGGCUUAAACUCUCCUCCAUCAGGAAACACAUUGGCCUGGUUCAGCAAGAACCAGCUCUUUUUGCCACCACAAUCUAUGAGAACAUCCUUUAUGGAAAAGAGGACGCCACGGAAUCAGAGGUCAUUGAGGCAGCUAAGCUUGCAAAUGCCCACUCCUUUAUCAGUGCCCUCCCAGAGGGAUACUCGACAAAGGUCGGUGAGCGUGGGGUCCAGCUUUCAGGGGGACAGAAACAGAGGGUUGCCAUUGCUCGGGCCAUCAUCAAGAGUCCGGCGAUAUUGCUUCUUGAUGAGGCCACUAGCGCACUUGACACUGAGUCGGAGUGCGUGGUUCAAGAGGCACUUGAUAAAAUCAUGAAGCAGAGGACGACGGUUACAGUUGCACAUAGGCUUUCCACUAUCAGGGAUGCAGAUAUUAUUUCGGUAUUGCAGGAGGGUAGGAUAAUAGAGCAUGGCACUCAUUCAGCUCUGAUGGAGAAUGUGGGCAGUGCAUAUCAUAAAUUGAUUGGCUUGCAACAACAGUAACGAGUAAAAGUAGAUAGGCUCGGGUGAGUAGCAUUGAAAACAUACCAUCUUUCUGCGCCAUGUGCACGCACGUGUGGUGUUGAUGUGGCCACUGUUGCUGAAAAAAUCACUAUUGGCCGGCAUUCAAGCGAUCAUCAUGAAAUCAGGAGGCCAGCCUGAAUGGUGCGGAGAAGCUUUCAUGGUUGCACAAAGCAGAAGCUCGUGCCCUAUUACUACAAUUCAAAUGGAUUACCACAUGAACAGAAGUAUUUUUCCUUUGUGGAAUUUUUUAGAGGCAGCUUGGCUCAGAUUUUGAAGCUAGCUAUUGGUGAAAAUCAAACAAAUCUGACCUGAAAAUAGUCUUCAUGUUCAGUUCCGGGAACAGAGUUCAUUCUAUGUACUGGAUCUUGAAGUUGCAAAAUUGACAAGCUCCUUUGUGAUUAGUGCCGGAUGACCUGAUCAAUGGCAGGGUUUAAUUAAGGUGGUCAGCGAUUGCUAACCAAUUACCAGGAAGAACCGAUAAUGAGAUCAAGAACUACUGGAACACGCACAUCAGGAAGAAGCUCCUCAUGAUGGGGAUCGAUCCAGUGAC